This is a messenger RNA of Helianthus annuus (common sunflower), 1002 nucleotides long. Its product is annotated as protein MIZU-KUSSEI 1. Gene Ontology annotation, biological process: hydrotropism. The record is from RefSeq and is a predicted model, not a curated record. Bases 84 to 839 code for a protein of 251 amino acids. The transcript has a single exon. Lineage: Eukaryota; Viridiplantae; Streptophyta; Magnoliopsida; Asterales; Asteraceae.
CACCUAUAUAUAAUAUAUAUACACACACCAUUUAGAUCCAGAAGCAUAUCCAUAUUCCACACCAUCAUUCUUCAUCAAUCAAGAUGACCAAAAUCCACUCUCUCCGUCGAGUACUCCUCCCAUGUUUCACCUCCACCACCACCACCCACCACAACCACAACCACCACCACCACCAACCCACCACCAAGAAACGCCUCAGCACCUCCCUCCGGGACGACAUCUCCCAAGAUCAAACCCUCGACGACCACCCAGAUCAAGACUCCGACCACUCCUCCCAACCCCACCACCCAAACCCACCAAGAUUCUCCAAAACCAUGGUAAUCGGCACCAUCUUCGGCCACCGCCGCGGCCACGUCUGGUUUUCCGUCCAACACGACCGCUUAAAACCCCGACCCCUUCUCUUACUCGAACUCUCCAUCCCCACCCAAACCCUAGUCCAAGAAAUGCGCUUCGGGCUUGUCCGGAUAGCCCUCGAAUGCCACGGGUCACCUGGUUCGGAUCUCGGGUCGUGCCCGCUCCGGUCUGUGCCGGUUUGGACUAUGUAUUGUAACGGAAGGAAAUUAGGGUUUGCUGUUAGAAAAAAAACCACUGAACCGGUCCGGUUAAUGUUGAAGUCAAUUCAGUCAACGACUGUGGGAGCCGGUGUUAUACCCGGUUUUAGAUUUGACUCCGGUGGUGUUGACUCGGGUGUUGACUCGGGUGAUGAGUUGAUUUACAUGAGGGCUAACUAUGAGUGCAUGGUCGGUGGACCGGAUUCUGAGUCGUUUCAUUUGAUUAACCCGGAUGGGUGUUUGGGUCAGGGUCAAGAGUUGAGCAUCUUCUUGAUGAGAUCUAGAUGAUGAUGAUGAUGAUGAUGAUUUUUUAAGGUGGAAAACAAACAAGUUUUCUUGAUUAAUUAUUGUUUAGGAGGGUUGUUGCGUAUUUUUUUGGUGGUAGAUGAGUGAUUUUGUUGUUAAUUACUCUUUUAACAUAGAUGUUAAUGAGAACAAAUUCUUGUUGUUA